AAACAACUGUUUUCAAGGUCAAGUUUGUAUUUUUAAUUUCAAAUUUUAACUGAAAGUUAAGAUAUGUAAUUUAAUAAUUGUUUAAAGUUUACGUACUGUCAACUUACGGUUAUAUUCAAAUUGAUAGCAAAAUAAUCAUUUUUCAGUUUUAUAAUAGUUUUUAACAAUCAUGUCAACAGCUGGAAAUGUUCAGCAAUUACAACAAGAUUUACAAAACGAACUUACUACUGCAAAUCAACUCUUAAGGCUUAUAUCAUUAGAGGUGCAGAAAAUUAAAAAUUUGACUAAUCCAGGUGGCGAGUUUGAGGAGAACAUAAAACAAAAUGUCUCAACAAUAGCAAGUCUUGCAAAUAUUCAGCAGAUAAAUAUAACAAACUUGCCUCCGGUAAAACACCUUCAACUAGAUUUAAGCCAACAUACAAAUCAGAAUAUGUCUUAUGAACAGCAUGACAGUUUUAGGAACAGUAUGGAUGAAUCUCAAUAAUUAGGACUAAGAAUUACAAUGAUUUGUGAAUAUAUUAGCUGUAAAAGCAGUGUUAAGUACAAUAUUAUUUUUUAUUCAAUUGGUGAAAAAAUUAAUGUUGUGAAUAAAUAUUUAAUUUCUAUAUUGAAUGUUGGAAUUCUCAGUUUUUGGUUGAUUUGAUUUGGAUUUUGUGAUUGAAAGUGUAGAAUAAAGCCUUUUUUUAAUGUCA
Molecule: messenger RNA, 692 nt
Organism: Vanessa tameamea
Lineage: Eukaryota; Metazoa; Arthropoda; Insecta; Lepidoptera; Nymphalidae
Exons: 3
Coding region: 170-484 (104 amino acids)
Source: RefSeq, a predicted model, not a curated record